Molecule: messenger RNA, 1953 nt
Organism: Penicillium macrosclerotiorum
Lineage: Eukaryota; Fungi; Ascomycota; Eurotiomycetes; Eurotiales; Aspergillaceae
Exons: 2
Coding region: 1-1953 (650 amino acids)
Source: RefSeq, a predicted model, not a curated record
AUGCCCUGUCUACUACUACUCUGGGCAUGCACUGUCGCGCUCGCGCUCUGUCGAACCGCCAGCGGAGACUAUGUCUCGACCGACUACGAUACCUACAAUGAUGGCUCGCUUGGCCAUAGACCGCAUUUAGAAUAUCACUCCAGCCGCGAAUUUUCCCCGAUCCUGCAAGCCAACAUAUGGGAUCGGGAUUAUAUCUCCCCGUCGGGUUCCCAUAUCUUUCUUCGACACGAUGGCAAUGACACCUCGCCACUCUCAUCUCCGCUCAUCCUCGACGCCAGCGACCUGAGCGCGGUGUUCAUGAACCGCACCUUCAAAAAUGUCUUCGGUACUCGCAUCCAGGAGAACUUCGGAAAGAAAUACUUGACCUUUUGGGAAGGAGAGAAGGGCAAUGGGAUUGGAGAUGGUUAUGGGCUUGCCUACGAUGAGAACUACCGCUUGGCCUAUAAAGUGUGGGCACAGAACAUCCAAGUGCACAGUGACCUGCAUGAGUUCGCAUUCACGGGUAAUGGAUCUGCUCUAGUUACAGGUGUGAAUAUGCUCCGACUGCGCGGGUCUGACUACAGGGAAGAUUGGAAUCUACCUCACCGGUUUGAUGUCCUGGACGCUAUUUUACAGGAAAUUGACCUGGAAACGAACGAAGUGAUCUUUGAUUGGCGCGCUCUGGAUCAUAUCAACCCUAUGGAAUCAUCCGAGCCGAGAGGUAGCGGCUGGGAUGCAUACCACAUGAAUAGUAUUGAAAAGACACAAGCUGGCAAUUAUCUCGUCUCGAUCCGUCAUAUUCAUUCCAUAUUGCUCAUCAACGGGAAGACGGGUGAUAUCAUCUGGACCCUGGGCGGCGUGCAUAAUGACUUUGUCGAACUACCCCCAGCGGAAGGCCUCGAGGACAGUCAGCCCUUGUUGUCUAUGCGCUGGCAACACCAUGCGCGUUUCGUGCCCGGAACCAACGAGACCCAGAUGACAUUCUUCGACAAUCACGUCAAAAUCACCUCACAUGAAGAGUGCAUAUCGGACUGUUCGCGUGGUCUUCACAUUGCUAUAAAUGAUGCAGCCUCGCCUCCGACGGUCCAGCUUUUGCAAGAAUUUCAUCACCCAUCGCGGCUUCAGGCCCAGAGCCAGGGGAGUGUGCAACCUCUCUCGCCUACUGCCGAUGACAUCGGGAAUGUCUUCAUUGGCUGGGGCCGAUGUCCCACAUUUACUGAACAUAACUCUUCGGGGGCCGUGGUCAUGGACGUGCAGUUCUCUCCCUGGCACAGUCUUGAAAUCCCCGAUGCGCUCGACAACUACCGCGCCUAUAAAAUGAACUGGUCCGCAACACCAUGGUGGCCACCAGCUAUCGCACCGAGGCAGAACACAGACGGUGACUUAGUAGUCUACGUUAGUUGGAACGGUGCGACGGAAGUGGCGGAGUGGAUUGUUCGGGGGGCAGUCGGCUAUAAAGCCCACAAUAUAGGAAGCGUUCUGGCAAAGUCUCGGCGAACAGGCUUUGAAACAAAAUUGACCAUUGGACAGACGGUGUGGCGGUAUUUGUGGGCAGAAGCUGUGGAUAGCCAUGGAAACGUCCUCGGCGUCACCGAAAUCGUUGAUCUGGAUACCACAGAGCUGUCAGUCGCUUCAGACUUGUAUAAUACAUCUGAAACGGCAAUUUCUCCGCUGGAGAGGAAACCUAGCAAGGCGUCAGCUUCUAAGCUCUCGUCAACCCAAAUAGCCCUGCUGGCUACUGGGCUUGGUGUACUUGUUCUGGGAAUAAUCGCUGCAGGCAUUAUCACAUGGCGCCGCCGCAGUGACUAUAAUCACUUGGACGCGGAGGAUUUCGAUCUUGGGCUAGAUGAGGAUGAUCACAGCGAUAACGAAGGCGAUGACACCGACUCAUAUAGCGCUGAUCUAAAUCCGCAUAUAAGAGGACACGAGGAGGACAGCCAUGCCCUUCUCCCAAGGCAAGGAGAAAAAGGAUAA